Triplophysa rosa is the source of this 5490-nucleotide messenger RNA. RefSeq names its product glucose-dependent insulinotropic receptor. Gene Ontology annotation, cellular component: membrane. Gene Ontology annotation, biological process: G protein-coupled receptor signaling pathway. Gene Ontology annotation, molecular function: G protein-coupled receptor activity; phosphatidylcholine binding. The record is from RefSeq and is a predicted model, not a curated record. The transcript has a single exon. The coding region runs from base 696 to 1805 and encodes 369 amino acids. Lineage: Eukaryota; Metazoa; Chordata; Actinopteri; Cypriniformes; Nemacheilidae.
CAAUAGUUGAAUACCACUGAUGAACUGUGGAAAGAAGCUAUUACAGCCAACAAAAUGGACAUAAACAGCACUUUAGCUCUUUUUUAUUUCUAACUGGGCUUUGUCUUCAGACUAAUGCAACCGAAUCAGCACAGGAAGAUGUCUUGAGAAACACUGAAAACAAGAAUGACAUCUUAGUUCUGGACAUUUUUUCUUCUGGACUUUUUUCUUCAGUUCACUGAAUUUUUCGGAUAUUCACGAUGAGAAUGAUUUUCUUUCAUCUGCUUCUCAUCACUGUUUCAAACAAAGAACGCUGUUAAUGCUCAAACAGAUACAGCCUCAAGUUCUUUUUGGGAAUUCGUUAAAUGAGCGCUUCAGAUUGAUGAUCAUAUGAUCAGCGACGUCUUUGUAUUACAGUAAAGUUUAUCGGGUGCUCACAGACGUUCUCCUAAAGUAGGAAAUUUGCUCUUGAGAUGCAUUGAUGGAACCUGGAAGACAGCCAGACAGAACAAGGGUCGGAUAAAAGAAACCACGGCAGCAAAACAGAGACAACAUUUUACUUUCCCCUAUGGGAGCAAACAAAAAUCUCCAGCCCAUUUCUUCUUCUUCAAACCGUCAGUAUCUUCAUCUGUUUAAACUCACAUUCGUAACUUUAAAAUGACUUGAGAGUAAUGUAACUUUGAUGUGAAUCACAGUAGUAAAGUACAUGUGUUGCAAUGAUGAAGCUUUUCAACGUGACUCAAGAGACUUCCUUGGAAAAUAUGAGGGAGAACUACAGAGUGACAACAGUGAGUCUAAUGCUUACAACCCCGGCCAUGACUGAAAAUGUUUUUGUGUCCAUGGGCUAUAUUCUUAGCGUGGGAUCCGUUUUGAUCAUCUCCACCAACCUUCUAGUAGCCAUUGCUCUGGUCCUUCUCAUCCACAAGAAGAGCUGCCAGAGCUGGUGCUUUGUCCUAUAUCUAGCCAUUGCUGACAUCCUAGUGGGCGUGGCUAUUACUGGCAUUGCCGCCGAUGCUCUUGAAGGCCUCACGGCCUCCGUGCGUAAAGGCAAGUGUUUGUUACGCAUGUGCUUCAUCAUUGCACCCUCCACUGCCUCGAUCCUCACCAUGUUCUGUAUCUCGCUGGACCGCUAUGUGGCCAUAAAGAUGCCACUGCGAUAUUCACAGCUAAUGAGCAAGAAGAUGGUCGUCGGGUCUUUGGUGCCCCUGUGGAUGAUCUCUGUUACUGUGGGUUUCUUGCCAUACAUUGUGAAACCAAUGCAACGAAAAGAUUAUGACAGAGUUUGCACGUUCUUCUCAGUCAUCGAGCCCCAGGGCAUCAUUGGGAUCUUCUGCUUGUUAUUCUUCCCUCUACUCUGUGUCUUCAUUUAUUUCUACAUGGACAUCUUGAAAAUCGCCUGCGGGCACCAGCAGCGCAUCUGCAGCAGGCAAGCAGGUUCGAGGUUUCUGCCGCCCAGCCGUUACUGGGGUCACGUAAAAGCCCUGUGGACUGUGGCCAUGCUGGUUGGCUGCUUCACGCUCUGCUGGUGCCCUUUCUUUGUGGUCAGUAUUGUGCAGGUUUCAUGUCCGAAAUGUAAACUUUAUCACUUUUUGGAGAACCAUCUCUGGCUGCUGGGACUCUCAAACUCCCUUAUCAAUCCGCUCGUAUAUGCCUGCUGGCAACAAGAGGUGAGGAAUCAGAUUUGUGAGAUCUUCGCUAAAGUUAGACUGUGUUGCAAAACACGCUCGGAAACGGCAGACAGAUGCCACAUAGACCAUAUAACCACCACUCAGACACAAUUUCAUGGCAAGACGCUGCCCAUCGAGUUAAACUACACAAUACCUUAAACAUCCGGAAAAAUAUUCCCAAUAGGGUAGAGCUCAUUGGAAACUGUAUGAGGUCUUUUAUGUCCCUUAAUGGAUUUGGAGCCCAGAGUAUCUCCACAUGAAAUAGAGCAGAUGGCUCUGUUUGCUCUUCUUUCUCCCUGCACUCAACACAUUCAAAAUAACCGAAGCACUUAGCCUAGUUCUUCUCCUAUUUGCACUUGUUUUUUUUACUAUCAGUUGUAAAAUACAAAACUGCAUUAGAUAAAACUCAUAUAUACUCUCAAUGUGCAUUAUCCAAUAUGUGCUUAAAGAUUUUAUCUGUAUAUCAACAGUAAGUCAUAGGUCUCAUUUAAUAAUAACUGCAUGCAACUCUUUUCAACACUGUGGAACUUUUAUGUAUAUAAAAAGUAAUUCAUAUUUUAUUAAUAAUAUUGUUUUGUAUUGGAGAUUUUUUGUGUGAUUAUGUGCAUAAACGGCUUCGGCAGCAACAACGUAAACAAUCGUUAUGUGGCCCAAACUUAACUUCCGGUAGACCUCUGCAAAGAAUCAAUAACUGUUUAGUAUUUUUUAUAGUAGUAAUAUACAAUAAAAUAUUAAUAUUAAUUAACAUUACUAUAAAUUAAAAAUGAAAUAAUUUAUUAUACCAUAACCAAACACAGACCGGAAGUUAACUAUGGGCCAGGCGCAUGCGUCCGGUCAAACCGUCUUUCCCACAGAUAUAAAUAACUAGAUGCCGCAUUCAAGUGCUCCAGGCACGUAGACGUGUCCUGCACUGCACAACCAUGGCUAUGAAAGAUGUACAUUUAGUCAUUUAGCAGACGCUUUUAUCCAAAGUGACUACAAAGAGUUCAGGGAGCAAUAAGCGAUAUGUCAUACAGGAGCAAUAAUACAGUAGGUGCUAAUACAAAGUUACUGGUUUCAACAAAAGCUAGACCACUACAUGUUGAGAAAAAGAGAGAGGGUUAUAAUAUUUUUUUUCAACUGUCUGUCAAGUAUUCACAGAAGGGAUGGAUUUUAAGUAGUUUUUUGAAUGUUGUGAGAGAUGUGGUUGACCGAACCGAGUUAGGAAGAUUGUUCCACCAGGAAGGAGUUGUGAAGGAGAAUGAGCGGGAAAGCGAUUUACUGCCCUUAUGAGAAGGCAAUACAAGACGCCGCUGGUUUGCUGAACGCAGGCUUCUUGAUGGGGUGUAGGAGUGUAGGAGUGUGUGAAAGUAUGCCGGUGCAGAUCCAGUGAUAGUCCUGUAGGCAAGCAUUAGUGACUUGAAUCUGAUACGGGCUUCAACCGGUAGCCAGUGGAGAGAGAUGAAAAGGGGCAUCACUUGAGCCCUUUUGGGCUGUUGGAAGACGAGGCGUGCUGCUGCGUUCUGAACCAGCUGGAGUGGUUUGAUAGCCUUUGCAUGAAGACCAGCAAGGAGAGCAUUGCAGUAGUCCAACCUUGAGAUUACCAGGGCCUGGACAAGGAGUUGUGCCGCAUGAAACCACAGGGAUUUAAAUUCCCGAAAAAUGGGAUAACCUUUCGUUGUUGUCAAGUGUUAGUGUAGCAUAUAUAAUGUUUGAGUUUAUACUGUACAACAAUAAAUAUGUUUUCAUAAUCAUACACAGUCACUUUGAUUUUGAGUGUUAACGGACCGGCUCGCACCUAUCCAAUAUGGAGGCUGACCUAUGUAUAGAGGGUAUGCAUUGACGUCACUUUCCCAUGUGCACAUGUCGGGACACUCCCUGGGACACGCUCCCCUGGGUGGCAAAACACCCAGCAAAUUGGCUGAGGAGAAUAGGAGAAACAAAGAAACCUGGACCUUGUAGGUAGUCAUUUUGGUGAGUGUUUUGCCACCCAGGAUGGCACGCUACGGCGUAGAGGGAUAUAGAGGGUAUGGACGUGUCGUCACCUUACCACGUGAACACCACGUGAGCACGCCGGAGCGCGCCCCCGUGGGUGGCAAAACACUCAGCCAAAUGACUGCUUACAAUAUCAGGAAACGCAAUUCCGUGCAACAUUUCAGUGUCCAGGAACACCUGAUUCCUUUGUAAGUCGCAGGGAAGUCAUAAGGAUCACCGUUGAGUCCAGCUGCUUGUAAUUUCAGCAAAUAAUUGCGUGUUUUAGUCCAGGGCCGUUGCUCAAUAUGCGUCCUUGUCUGUACUUGUGUCCUUGUGGACCCAAGUACUGUUCCAAAUCCAAGUUCACAUCUAGCCAAGUACAGUUCAAAUCCCCGGAUGUGUUCUUGCUCCGCCCCUUUUAUCGAGGUUGCAUAGCGAGGUGACUUGUGCGGUACGGGCCAUAACCCAGAAUUCAGUUCGCUCCAACUGACGUUCCGUAAUGGCGGAAGAGAGAACGCACAACUGUAAGUAAUACAUUUGAAAAUACUAUUCUUAUUAUGUCACGAAAUGUAGUUUUUUGAGGCGAGAAUAUAGUUGUUUAGUAGGGCUGUCGCGAUAAACCGACGAUAAAUAUCACGUGAUUUAUGCACAGCUUUUGAGUGAAGUACGGGAAAAUGCUGCUGCAUCCGAAAGCCAGAGGGCGCUCUUGUGCGGAAACUCCAAAUACGCACUGCAGAAGAAGACCAUAACACGUUCUAGAAUCUAGGAAAUGCCUAUGGACAUCUUUUUAUCACUGUUACUCAAGUCUCAUCAGGUAUUUUUAUGAUAAUAAAGUAUAUUUAUAAUGAUCAUGUUUGCUUUUUCAAAUGCACAUGAUAAGCGACUCAAACGCGCACUGCUUUUAGAUCGAGCAGCAUUUCCUGCUGAUCCCAGAGCCGUGCUUCACAGACAAGCUACGCAUUAAAAAAAUAUCGACACAUUGCAUAUCGCAGCCAGCUUGAUUUCAAUAGGAUUUGGUGGUAUCGCGAUAAAUUAUCGUGUAGACUUCAAAUCUGGUGUUGAAUUAUAAGGUUAGCCACUAUUUUCAAAUUUCUUCAGACGAUUUCGGAGGUGGGAGAUCCCGGGUAGUCGGCGCUUAUGUACCUGCCGAGGCCAGCCCUACCUCGGCAAGUGCUCCUGAAAUAUACUGCUGCCAAUAGCGUUGCUGUAGUGGUUCCAUUUUGAUUGAUUAAUUGAUUAUUUUACUUAUUUCACUUUCCUUUUUUUCUGUGUCUAAUUUUUCCUCGUAACGUCCAACACUUUCCCACCAACGUCUUUCCCGCUUUUUUUAUUUGAAUUGAAAACGAGAAGAGUCCGUUGUUAGAUAUUCAAUUUUAUUUCAAACGAAAUUAAUAUAAUCAGAGUAGGCAAAUAUUGCCUGAACCACAUAUUAAUAUUUAAUAGUUUUAAAAUACAAAAGAGGCAGCUGUAUAAUAUCAUAUUACACACGUUUUGCUAAUUACAUUAGUAAUUAGUGAAAUCAAUAUGUACAUAAAAAAAAGAUAUGCAAUGACGCCGAUUGAAGCAUGAGGUCAAGUAUGCUGCUGUUCCAUUUGUAAAAUAACUGGACUUGCGUCUUCGGGAGUUCAUUCUUCUGAGUCGAACUUGCCAAGUCCGAUCUUGGAAGGACGCAAGUCUGCCACCCAGGGGAGCGUGUCCCAGGCAUGUUCACGUGGGAAAGUGACGUCAAUGCAUACCCUCUAUAGCGGCCCAUAGAAACAGAUGCUAAGACAGCAUCUAGUUAUUUAUAUCUAUGGUCUAUACAUUUUUAUUUAUGCCAAUAAAACUUGAAUCUAAAUAUCAAAACAUGCCUAAAAUAUGUAUUAUUAUUGUGCUUAAGUUGUGAAAUCAU